Molecule: messenger RNA, 2334 nt
Organism: Penaeus vannamei (Pacific white shrimp)
Lineage: Eukaryota; Metazoa; Arthropoda; Malacostraca; Decapoda; Penaeidae
Source: RefSeq, a predicted model, not a curated record
UCAGGUGUUCAGCGGGGAAAUGGGGGGACUAAUCAUCACCCUUCAUCAGGUGGAGAACGACGAGCCAGCCCUGGUGAAAGGUAUUUUGGACCCAUCGAAGUGGCUCAAACGUAAACUUCAAAUCACACUAAUUAACAAUGUGACUCACCCUUUGCUCGAGGUCAUAGGUCAUGGGCCAAUGAUAACCCCCAACACUUUGCUGUCUAUGCAGGUGGAUCUACAAACGAUCGACAACGUGCACGUGAGAAAGAGUCCGGACUGGAGUGAAUCGGAGUGCGUGGAGGUGAAGGACCUUGCGUACGGGGAUUCGGACGACUUCUUUUUCACUGAAGGCAACUGCAUGACGGCGCUCUACAGGGAGUGCACUGUCAGGCUGUGCGGCUGCAGCAGUUAUUUCCAAGAUAAUUUGGACCUAUCUCCAAAGCUGUGUUCUGUAAACACUUCUAAUGUUUGCAUCAAUCAGCUGACGGCCUUCAUGACUCGUGAAGUUCCCGAGGAAAAGAGAGAGAUAGUUAACGAAGUGGCCGUGUGCGCCUCGAACAUCACUAGCCGUUGUCGCCGCGUGUGUUCUUUGAGCAGCUUCAAAACAUCGACCGUGAGCCAGCCGCUCCCCUCGUACCAAAUGGCCGAGCUCAAGCAACGUUUUGGCCUCGAAGAGCAGGACGUCUUGACGCUGGUGACAAUUUUCUACCCUUUGCUGGAGUACGAAGAGGUCAUUCUGUCCAGGAAAUCUUAUGGGGAUUUACUUAGUGACUUGGGCGGCUCAACAGGUGUCUUCCUCGGUUUCUCCUUCAUCACGCUUAUGGAGUGCUUCAUCUUCUUCGUCUUCUGCCUGAGCGCCGCCUUCAGGAAGUUCCUCUGUCGCAGGAAGAAGUCAGCUGCGAAGGACACGGUGGCGCCUCCGGAGAAAACGAAUAAGUCCCCGUUUUCUUUGCAGAAGAGCGCUUGGUAGAUCGUUAUUUUGGCUUAGUUUCUUUGUUGCGUUUCUGUAGGUAUGGGUAAGCUGGGAUAUGUAUGGGGACGUUGGAUUUUAAUAUUAUUUAGCUUUGUUUUGGAUGUGAUAUUUUAGAUUCUUUGUUGGAUGUAGGGUGUAAUCGUUUGUUUACGACGCCCGUUAACUUCACAGGUGUGGGAAAAUUUUAAUUAACCUGUAUAUAGCUAUAAUACUAUAUUAUGAUAUUAUACCACUUGGAAUUUAGGUAAACCAUAAUUAUAUCGUCUAUUAGAACAGAUGAAAUAAAACUAUUACAUAACUCCUUAACUCUCUUGCUGGUAUCACACACGCACUCUAACCUAGUGUAACAGGGUUUACUUAUAACUACUGCACUACAACACAUCCUGUAUUGAAGCCUAAUAUUGAUGAUUUUCCUUAGUGAAAAUAGGUCGCAAUGGUAAAAAUUUCAUGCCUUGGCGAACGCGUUUACAGAUUCCAUCAAGAACGUUGGAAAUCCUAACGUGCGGUCUGUAUCCAUAUUUUUUCCCGCCUUACGCUGGCCUUGCUAAGCGAUCAUCAUGACCAUGCUUAGGCAUUCCAACACACGAUAGUAAACCACACGAAAUGUAUAACGUGGCCCCGUUCCUUUAUUCUAAUACAUGUUCAUUUUGGUGUUACUUGCAAUGUUUCCAAAACGUUUCUCGAGAGCGCUGCGACCUGGAGAGCACUCUAUAUCUCCCGAGUCUUGAUUCAAUUUCAAUUCUGUCGCUAGAAGUAUUGCUGCCAGUUCAGGUCGCGUAGUACUCGUCCUCUUAUGAACCCUCCUGAAGUCCUCCUGCUUCAAAAUAUCGUUAUAUAUACACUAUAAGUGCACACCGCUCUGCUUCCAGUUUGUGUUCGGAUUCGAAUGAUUACGCACGAUUAGGUCCGCUUAUUUUUAUUCCAAUUGCCUUUGGAAAAAGUAGGAUAGAUAAGAUCUCUGGCUGCUUCAGUACCUAUUGUAGUAUAUGCACUGUUCUUUCGUAUAAUAGAGACGCUAAGCUGAUUUAUAGGAAUGUUUUUUGUUCUUUAAGGGCUCCGAAAGUAAUCCUCAUGGCUUCGCUCUGCAAUUUUUUGAAUGGCCAAUUUUGAUUCCCAAUACAAUGCAUAAUCUACUACAGAUUGUAUGGAAUAUGGGGGAAAUACCUUUAUUUUGUUUUGUUUCGAUUUGCAUUUUUUUCAGUCGAGAAUAUAGAUACAGUAUAGUCCUUGCUGAGAGUAUACAAAAUAAAUCUAUUGCGUUGGCUGCUGGAAUGGACAUUUAAUGCAAAUAUCAUUACUGCUGCAAAUUAUGGAAUCAUAUCGUUCUGAAAUAUGAAAAUUAGGAUACUGAAUAACAUGGGACCUUUAACUCAAAAAAA